GUAACACGACGUUACGACAAAAGUUAUAAGGAGGCUGUUUGCCACAUGUUUGGCGAGUUUUCUAAUUCCAAGUUAACAAAUGCCCGUGAUUUGAGUUACUGAGUAUUUUUGUUGCUUUCUUAAGUAAGAGUAAUUUUUUAAGAGUUUAGUGAUCAAAGGCGAGAGUCUCGACUAAAAAGAAAAAACAAAAUGAAAUUGAAAGCUUUGUCUAUAGACCCAUGUUAUUUUGGUGUGAUAAGCAGAAGUGGAACAGAGCCUCUCAAUCAAAAUCUUGAUUUUCUGACUACUCGUUUCCAAUGUCUUUCUCAUGAUGACUUCCAUGUUCAAGGAGAGGAAGGAGAAGUCCCACCUCUUGCCUGCAAGUUUUGUACAGUUCCAGGUGAUGAACAUCUUGUUGCUGUGGCUAGUGAGGAUGGUGAUGUUUUUAUUCUUGACUCAAAUAAGAAAAUUAAAAGUGGGUGUUUGACAAGUUGGAAAGCUCACAACAAUGCAGUUUUUGAUAUUUCUUGGAUGCCCAAAGAAGCUAAGCUAGUGACAGCUUCUGCUGACUUGAAUCUGAUAUUGUGGGAUGUUCCUUCCUCUCAGAAAUUGGUUUCUUUUAAGGGACACUAUAGCAGUGUUAAAUGUGUUGACUUCAGACCAUUAAGCAAAGAUGUACUUGCAAGUGGUGCAAGAGAUGGAAACAUUAAUAUUUGGGACCAAAGAUGUAUUAGAAAAGAUUUACAUCAUAUGCCUGAAAAUACAAUAUGGAAUGCUCAUUGUGCUACUUUCCAGAGUACUGGAACUCCUCGACAUAAGAAGAAAGAGUCCACUUCUGGACCAAGUACUAACCCUUUGAAUAGUGUAACUUCCCUUGUAUUUCAAGAUGAAAAUCUGCUAGUAUCCUCAGGAACAGCUGAUGGUGUCAUUAAAGUGUGGGAUUUGAGGAAAACUUAUUCUGCACACAAGAAGGAAGCGACUCCAAGGUAUAGACUUCCUUUUUGUGGAGAGAGCAUAAAAACACAUGGGUUUACUAGCCUUGCCCUUCAUCCUUCCAGAAGCUGUCUGUUUGCCAGCUGCACAGACAGUAUAAUUUACCAGUAUAAUUGUUCAUCCUUUGAUCCAUGGCCAUUGGCUACCUACUAUGGCCAUUUGACAUCCACUUUAUUUGUUAAAACUGUUCUAAGUCAAGAUGGAAAGUAUCUCUUAAGUGGCUCUAGUGAUGAAAAGGGUUACAUUUGGAAGGUUUCUUCUCCGGGAGCUCCAAUUAGCAGACUAUGUGGUCACAGGGCAGAAGUUACCACUGUAGCUUGGAGUCCAAAUGAUUUUUCUAAGAUAGUGACUUGUGGAGAUGAUGACCGUGUUUUGUUUUGGAAUAUCCAUGAAAAUGUAGAAAAGCAGUAUUCAUGCUCAGAAAAUGGCACUCACAUCAUUGAAGGAAGAGCAGAGAAAAUUGAUUCAUCGGUUAUCAAAAAGCCCAGUUUUCUGGAUAAAAUGAAUCUUCCAUCCACACCAGUAAACCACAGGAAAAGUUGUACCUUUUCUCCUGAUUCUAAUAUUGGGGUUUUGUCAAGAACUCCCAAAACUCCUGGAAACAGCAAAAAUAUCAAUAGCUCUCCAGCUAUUUCCAGUUGGUUUUCUCCAAGAACUCCCAAAUCUUUGGAAGAUGCCAAGACUGCAAGAACCCCUCUAACCAUCACUAAAUGGUUUUCUCCCAGAACUUCACAAAACUUAGGAAGUAAAAGUUGUUCAAAAGUAACAACAACACCCCAUUCUAAGAGUAGUCUGCCGUCCUUGGAUAAAACACCUACUGAAGUGUUUUCAACAGCAGUAGAUACUGCUACAGACAAGAAAUCCCAACUAGUUAGAAAACGCAAGCUGUUAAAUGAGGUUUCAGAAGACCAAGAAAACCUAAGUGGUUCUGAAGACGUCUUGGUGGUGCAAAGUCCAGAACACUCUCGUGUACUCUCUCCAGUGAAACUAAAUGUUGUGUCUCCAACUGCUCUUCCUCUGAAGCAAACAAGAAGAAGUUUGAAUCUUGAUGAAGUAGAGUUGACAAAAAGCUGCUCAACUAAAGUGGACGUUCUUGCUGAAAACAUAAACUUAGACCUCAAAGUUAAUGAAAUGCCCAAAAAGUUAACAGUAGAAAAUGAGCCAGACUGUGGUGUAGUAUUUUCUAGUUUGAACUCAAAUUGCCAUUCAGGUAUUCAAAAAUCUCAAAUUAUCUUAAAAUCUAAAUCAUGCAUAUCUGGUCGUAAAACAAGGAAAGUGUCCAAAAACAAAACAAAUCAAAUUAGGCCAAUUAGUCACUAUUUUAGCAUAGAGACUACCAAGUAACAUUACUAACAAAUUAUAAUAUUAUAUUGUUUAAUCCUAAUUGAAACUUUGUUGAAAGACAAAACAAAAUAGAGCUAUUAAACAUUGACUCUUAUUUCUGUUCAUUUCUAAUCUCAAACAUGCAUAUAUAUAUAUGUUUUAACAAUGUAGUGGUUUAUUUAAAUAUCUGAAAAUUACUAGUUUUAUAACUUGUAAUAUUAUAUGUAUCAUACAUAGUAUGGCUAAGUUCCUGUAAUAAAAUUUUAGUGAGGGAUUACACUAAGUAUGUAUGUAUAUACAAACAUGCAUGUAUACAUACAUUUGUAAUUUAUAUUGUAUGUAAGAAUAAUCCCUUUGUUACUUGUACAUAAUAAAAUAGUGUGUUUGUAAGGCAUUAUGGAGUAAUUAAACUGAUUCCAAUAUUAUGAUAGGUGGGUUCUGUAUGAAAUAGUUUCAAAAACCUGAAUAGUGUUUGUUUCUUUCUACUUAUGUGUCAUUGUGUAUCAAAUGACAUUUCUGGAUACUUAAAAGUUGUGUUUUAUGUGAGAUUUUUUUUCUUUUCUUUUGGCAUUAAUUGUAUCGAUGAUGAGAAAUAUCAGGAUGUUCUUGUACAGAUUAAUGUAGAUCAACAUUUUGUAUGAACAACUGACUGACCUAGUGCACUAGUGAAUGAUAAAUUAUUGAUACCUUUAACGAGUGGAGUCACUGGGACGUGAUGGGUUUACUAAAAUGGUGUCCAAUUUAUAACAGAUCAUAAGAUAUCUCUUUGUGGCUACUUUGCAAUUUCAAGUGAAAGAGUUACAAUUAGUUCCU
Messenger RNA from Limulus polyphemus (Atlantic horseshoe crab), 3108 nucleotides. It is a transcript of the gene l(2)dtl, whose product is annotated as denticleless protein homolog. NCBI's taxonomy places the organism in Eukaryota, Metazoa, Arthropoda, Merostomata, Xiphosura, Limulidae. Gene Ontology annotation, molecular function: protein-macromolecule adaptor activity; protein binding. Gene Ontology annotation, cellular component: nucleus. The transcript has 14 exons. The record is from RefSeq and is a predicted model, not a curated record. The coding region runs from base 190 to 2316 and encodes 708 amino acids. Gene Ontology annotation, biological process: proteasome-mediated ubiquitin-dependent protein catabolic process.